This is a messenger RNA of Rhagoletis zephyria (snowberry fruit fly), 3182 nucleotides long. RefSeq lists its product as uncharacterized. Gene Ontology annotation, cellular component: nucleus. Gene Ontology annotation, biological process: regulation of transcription by RNA polymerase II. Lineage: Eukaryota; Metazoa; Arthropoda; Insecta; Diptera; Tephritidae. The record is from RefSeq and is a predicted model, not a curated record. Gene Ontology annotation, molecular function: DNA-binding transcription factor activity, RNA polymerase II-specific; RNA polymerase II cis-regulatory region sequence-specific DNA binding.
UGAAAUUAUAGUUAUUUAAGAAAUUUUAAAUUAAAAGAGUGCACAUAUUUGUAUCCAGGCCACUGAGAAACAAGAAUAUAUUUAUUUUUAAUCACCCUGUUUUACGGUCCGCAAAGCUCUUUUUAAAUAGAAUAUCUGUUCGAAAGUAUUCAAAGUGUUCUCUUCGAAAGUUGCCGCAUCGAAAACAUACUGGCAAUUCUUCACAAUACAAGAUCAAGGUCUGUUUGUUUUUUCUGGGCUAUCUUUUGUAUUAUUCAGCCGAAAGAAAAUUUUACCUCUAAGAAUUUAAAAAUACUAUUCAAGUAAUAAAAUUGCGUAUGCGAAUGUGAAAAUGUACAUCCAUAAAAAUUAAAUGGUUAAUAUGAAACCAAUGAAAGGCAUAUGUAUAAUAAAAAAUUUGAGAAUGAGGUGAAAGUGCAUUAAGUAUAUUUUCUAUAAAAAUAUUAGUGCAAAUGAGACAGGAGUAAAUUACGCGAACGUUGUGUAUAAACACGGCAUCGAAACAAAAUUAGUGUGCUGCUGCUUUGUAAAAAAUUACAUGCACAUACAUACAUAUGUUUAUAUGUAUUUGAAACUUUCCUGAGAUAUACAAACAUAGCUAUGUAUAUAUUUUCAUGCACUCAAGCAAAUAUUUGUUUCUCUUACGAACUAUAUUCUCAAUUAAUGUUGUAAGUAAUAAAUUUGCUUCUGAAUAUUACUAAGCGUGUACAAUCACGAUCAUUCUACGCACGUGUCUAAAGAAAUUUUUGUUAAAGAAAACAAAAUUUGACUAAAAUGUUCUCAUAUUGGGGAAAUAGAACCAAAACCCAAGAAAAUGAAGACGCCAAUAUGAAUCAUAGCCAAAGCUACAAACAUAAUUUAGGUAAAAAUAAUAAUUAUAUUACUACGAAAUCCCUUAUUAAGGAAGCAAAUUGUGAACCACAGUCAACUUCUGCCCCACAGGCAGCAGUGCAAUUCGACGAAACGGAAAAGUCAGCAUGGCUCACAACUUUAAUUGACAAUGUUCAACCCCACUCACAGAUAGUUCACGGCGACAGCAACAAUAGCCAAAAUAGUUCUUCUUGUGGCAACACUAUGUCACCUAAAACUUUAUAUGAGUCAUCCCGAAAUAAUUCGACAGAGUUUCAGGACUUUUUACAGCGGAUACAAACUCUGAAAAUGUCUACCACAAAUGUUACUACUGAUUUGAAAAUAGGAGAUCAGUUACAACCUAAGCAUGCCCUUGGUUCAAAAGCAACUGAACAAAUACAACAAAGAGAGUAUAUAAGCAAAGUUGAUCCCUUGCUGGAAAUCGAAGUUGGUAUUGAACCUGCCGCCUUAAUGGAUUGCGAUGAAGGCAGCAAUGAAAUAGCACAAAUUGGUUCGCGAAUAGAACAAUCCUUGCAGCAAGGGCAACAAUCUUUUUCUCCAAACUCUUACUCAUCACAGAAUGUUAGUUCUAAUAACAACACAGCUGAAUCUGAUUGUAACAUUAGAGUAACUGUAGGCAUCGACAAAGACUUAGAAAUGAUAUUGGAAAUGGAUCCGAGCAUAGUAGACUUGGGUGAUAUUGCAGUCACGGAGCCGGUUGAGCCAAGGGUUGUUGGCUUACCGCCGUCAACAGGCGGUCCUACAUUCAAGACAACUGUUCCAAAAUCUCGGACACAACUCAAGCAGCAGUUGCAACGUGAACAGCAACAGCAAGAGUUGGAGCGACGCGAAGCAGAGAAAAGAGCCGCUGCAGCAGCUGAGGCUGCUGCUCUACAACAGCAAGUUGAGUCUUAUAUAACACAACAGAUUCCUAGCCCACACCAAAGCCAGCCGUUACAUUCAACAACAUCAAACACCCAACAUAUGAUGGGUCAUAGUAAUAAUACGGGCAUUGGUUAUAGGCCAGCAUCCAACAGUUUCGGAACGAAUUUCAACGAUGUGCAAAUGAAUCAACAAAACUAUAUAACCCACCCACCAUCAGUUACAUCAUCCGGUACUAGUUCUAGUCCAGUUAUGUUAAAAGGACCAUUGCAAAGUAUUGGCGUAGAUGUGCCAAAACAGGUUUUACAGGUGCGGACAGUAUUGGAAAAUCCUACACGUUAUCAUGUCAUACAAAAACAAAAAAAUCAAGUACGCCAGUAUCUAAGUGAGUCUUUCAAGAAUGAAUGGGAGAACAAAACUUCAUUGAACUCACCAAUCAUAUCGAAUGUAAGUCGCGAUCCAAAUCAGGCGAACAAUUAUUCGGGUUUCACAGAUAUCGGCGGAGGAGGAGAACUGAACGCCGCACAUUCACCUCAGUUGCGACUUACCCCCAGUGCUGCAACGUCAAUGCUAGAUGAUCCCAUGCAACUAUCGCCCUCUCCAUAUGGUGUAGAUGGUGGAGGUAGCAAUGCAGCAACUGGUGGUAGUUGCCCGUUCUUUCUUCCAAAUGACCAAAAUUCAGUCAAAAGUUUUGGAACCGACAGUGCUUAUAAAAACUCAGUUGGUGGCAAUUCCUCAAGUUUGACGGGCGGAAAAAGUUGUCUCCAAAGUGGUCGUUCAUCAGGGCCCACAAACUCACUAAGAACAGUAAAUUGCUCCAACGUAUCUACAGCCAGUCCGGUCCAAUCAGCACCAAUGUCACCGUUAAGUUCUGUGGCAACAAGUGCAUCCGAAGUGAGUACCAAUAUUGAUAUGUAUGUUUUUGUAAUCCUGUAUGUACAUACACCCAUAUGUGACGUUCUAUGUCAAACGGACCAAAGCUUUGCCCAAAUUUCUAUGGAAUAGAAAUUAACGUAAAGCAUGUCAAAAGGCUCGUAAAUUUAUAAUACAUCAAAUUAGACGUGGCAGAACUGAAAAUUCAGUAUUACGUAAAUGAUGUCCGUCAUGCCAGUUUGUUAAAAUAGUUGUCAGUUAUUUGGUCAAGACGGAUUCUAAUGUUUUGCAGGGUCGCUGAAUACGAAUGUACCAUCAAAGUUUCCAUAUUCAAAAUGGCGAUAUUCAAAAUGGUGGGGGGUAUCACGGUCGCUGAUUACGAAUCUGAAGUCGGAUUAGAAAAAUUCAAAAUGGCAGACCUAAUUUGGGGAACAAAAAAAUCCAAAUCGAUUGGAUUCGCUUAAAAAUUUAUAAUUGAGUUUUAUUAAGGCAGCUGAUUAUGUAAAUGAAAUCAGAUAUUAAAAAUCAAAAAUGGCGGUUCCAUAUUCGGUCUAAAAUUUUUCCCGGAAAUGUUACAA